CAAUACAACAGGGUUUCUCUACUUUGGAGGAGCUCUUUGCUGAUGAACCAGAAUCUUUUACAAAUGAACCAAGUAAUAAAAAACGUAGGGUACAUCAGAGUUCUUCUACAAGCUCUGAUGCUCAAGAGAUUGAAGGUAGCACAUCAAGAAAUGAAAGGGGAGAAGCAUCCGGGACGUCUCGUCGUCAUGGAGUGCCUUUAAUUCAACAUAGUUUUUUAGAAGAAUUGUUCGAAGAUGAACCGGAUUUAUUUGGAGAUAUACCAGAAUAUGUAAUUGGACGCAGGUCUCAACAGAUUGGUGAGGGAUCUGCUAAUCAAGGAGAAGCAAGCACAUCAACACUAAAUGCAAGAGAAGAUGUAGUAACUAGCGAUAAAAAUGGUACAGAUGGUGAGGGUGAAUCAGAAGGCUCGUUCGAAAUUAAUCGCCGUCGGUUAGACAAUUCAACAGAAGCCACUUUAGGUGGUAGAAGUAAUAAUGAUAGAUCUGACGAUGAUUUGGAAGACGAACAAGAAAAUGAUGGAUUGGAAGAAAGCGAACUGGAAGAAAGUGAAUCUGAAGUGGGAUAUUUUGACAGAGCGCGUGAACCUGUGGGAAAUCAAGAAUCGAAUGGUUCAUCGUCUUCAUUAUCACAAA
Scutellospora calospora is the source of this 633-nucleotide messenger RNA. Lineage: Eukaryota; Fungi; Glomeromycota; Glomeromycetes; Diversisporales; Gigasporaceae. The record is from the annotation of a GenBank genome assembly.